AUGCCUAGGCCCACCACACACAAGAUUCCCAACGUAACCGUCCAUAACCUCAGCUCACGAUCUCUGAACACUGAACAACUAACACUACUCACUAAAGGACUCUCCUUCGCACCAACCCCUAACAUUGAUAAUACUGUACAAUAUCCCCAACUACUACGUCAAUACAAUGAGUUUGCAAGAUCACUCAGACCAAUCUACACACACGCAGUUACAAAACCGAACAUAACACCGACUAAAAAAGAACAACCUGAACAAUCCCUUACAGAUAGACCAUAUAUCUACAGACAAAUGAAAUUUUUACCGAAAUCGAAUCAUAUAACAUACACUCAAGUAUAUUCACGAAUGUCCACAUUAGAAGCGUACAUUGACCAAACAAAAACAGAAUUGGACGAAAAACUACCACUCAUAUUUAACCAAACAACAUCCAAUCUGAACAAACAUACAAGAUAUGCCCUCACCAAACUAAAAAAACAAAGAACAGAAAUCACCGUAAAACCAGCAGACAAAAAUCUUGGCAUAGUUAUACUUGACACUGACGACUACAUACAACAAUGCUCUCUUGUACUCUGUGACCAAAGUACGUACAGAUUAACACUACAACACCCAACUGAAGAUAUACAACAUCAACUACAGGAAACGACCAGAAAAUUUUCAACACAACUAAACGCAAUACACAAAAACCUCAAAAAAUGCUUACUACCCAACCCCAAAAAUACACAACCUCCCAAGUUCUACGGAAUACCCAAAAUACACAAAAAAUUUACGAAACUACCCCCAGUACGACCAAUAAUUUCCCAUUCUAAUUCCAUGCUCUCCCCUUCUGCCCACUUCAUUGAUCACGUACUACAACCACUCGCACGCUCUUACACAGAUUACCUACAAAACUCUACACAUCUACUAAAAUCCCUACAAGACUUACAUGUACCUGACGAUGCAAUACUAGUAUCAAUAGACGUUGACAGUCUCUACCCCUCUAUUCCACAAACAGAAUGCCUCGAUAUUAUUUAUAACCAAAUGCAUGAGCGAAAACAUUUACUUCUCUGUGACCCUAAUCUCAUCAUACAUCUGCUACACACAAACGUUAACUACAAUUAUUUCGAAUUUGGUACACUAACAUUUCAACAAAUUAACAGUACAGCAAUGGGAGCCUCCUUCUCACCAACAAUAGCAAAUAUCUUUCUCUCCAUAACACUAAACAAAUUUCUCGCAACACAACCAUUAAAACCACUCCUACUUAAACGUUAUAUAGAUGAUAUUUUCGUAAUCUGGCCACAUAGCUCUGAAGAACUAAACACCUUUCUCACAGCUCUCAACACCUUUCACUCGUCACUGCAUUUCACCUCCAGUUACUCUCAAACAGAAACCAAUUUUUUGGACAUCACUAUUUUUAAGCACGACACCUUUCCCUACACCAACACACUCGACACGAAAACAUACCAAAAACCAAAAAACUUAUAUCAAUACGUACAUUACAACUCAGCCCAUUCACGCAAAUUAUACAAAGGUAUUAUUCAAGGAGAAUGCAUCAGAUAUGUACGUACAAACAGCCUGACAAACAGCCUGACUAGCCACAAAACUCUACGCAAUGAAUUAGUGCGAGCACGAAUCAACCCCACAGACGAGUAA
Messenger RNA from Halichondria panicea, 1626 nucleotides. RefSeq lists its product as uncharacterized. The record is from RefSeq and is a predicted model, not a curated record. The transcript has 2 exons. Bases 1 to 1626 code for a protein of 541 amino acids. NCBI's taxonomy places the organism in Eukaryota, Metazoa, Porifera, Demospongiae, Suberitida, Halichondriidae.